Coregonus sp. 'balchen' is the source of this 7732-nucleotide messenger RNA. The record is from the annotation of a GenBank genome assembly. Lineage: Eukaryota; Metazoa; Chordata; Actinopteri; Salmoniformes; Salmonidae.
AUGUCUAAAUGUUAUUGUAGUUUACCUCAUCCUUCUGACUGCACUGAAUGCCUUCCUCCUUUACAAAGGUACAUCAACCAUUGGUUGGUUUCAUGACCAAAAUGGUUCAAACAUGUUUGUCUAAUGUUGUAAAUGAGAAACCGGAUUUUCCAUGAUAUCCUGAACUGCAUUAACACAUUACUUCCUGUAUUAGUAAUGCUUUGUGUCUCUUUAUGUGCAGCUCUGCCCCUGUGUUUUCAAUUAAGUCUAGUAGUCUCUCCUCCUCUGGCUCCAGGACAGCCAAGCUGACUGACAAUCACAUCCCCCUGGGGACGGACCAGGAGGAGGAGCUCCGUACCCUUGCCAGAAACACCAGCCUGGAGACAACACAAGAGUGUAUUGGUGGUAAUAAUGAGGUUUUGUUGUAUUGCAGCUCCACCAGGCCCACAGGGACCUAUUGGUAAGUUCCCUCAUCCUUAGUGCCAAAUCAACAACCACAGAAGAGAGGAAGAGAGGUAUAAAUGCCCCUUACACCACAAGCUUGUAAUUCACAUGUUAUUUGACGGUGUGGUUUCCCUAGGUCCACCUGGUGCGAGGGGAGUACCUGGUGAGAGGGCAGACAAGGGAGAAACGGGUGAGUCAACCUAAAGCACUACAUUGCUCCAUUGUAGUGGCAUCACUGCGUCACUGCAACAGCCAAUGUUAGAUCAGCACCAAACUAUUCUCAACAAAAAUAAUAACACAACAUGUAAAGUGUUGGUUUCAUAAGCUGAAAUAAAAGAUCACUGAACAUUUCCAUAUGCACAAAAAGCUUAUUUCAAAAUAAUUCUGUGCACAAAUUUGUUUGCAUCCCUGUUAGUGAGCAUUUCUCCUUUGCCAAGACAGGUGUGGCAUAUCAAGAAGUUGAUUAAACAGCAUCAUCAUUACACAGGUGCACCUUGUCCUGGGGACAAUAAAAGGCCACUCUAAAAUGUGCAGUUUUGUCACACAACGCAAUGCCACAGAUGUCUCAAGUUUUGAGGGAGCGUGCAAUUGGCAUGCUGACUGCAGGAAUGUCAGAGCUGUUGCCAGAUAAUUGAAUUUUAAUUUCUCUACCAUGAGCCCAGGCGGCAAAUUUAGAGAAUUUGGCAGUAUGUUCAACCAGCCUCACAACCGGAGAUUACGUGUAACCACACCAGCCCAGGACCUCCACAUCUGGCUUCUUCACCUGCAGGAUCGUCUGAGACCAGCCAUCCGGACAGCUGAUGAAACUGUGGGUUUGCACAACUGAAGAAUUUCUGCACAAACUGUGAGAAACCGUCUCAGGGAAGCUCAUCUGCAUGCUCAUCAUCAUUACCAGGGUCUUGCCCUGACUGCAGUUCGGCGUCGUAACCAACUUCAGUGGGCAAAUGCUCACCUUCGAUGGCCACUGGCACGCUGGAGAAGUGUGCACUUCACGGAUGAAUCCCGGUUUCAACUGUACCGGGCAGAUGGCGUCGUGUCGGCGAGCGGUUUGCUGAUGUCAACGUUGUGAACAGAGUGCCCCAUGUUGGCAGUGGGGUUAUGGUAUGGGCAGGCAUAAGCUACGGACAACAAACACAAUUGCAUUUUAUCGAUGGCAAUUUGAAUGCAGAAACUGUAGAUACCGUGACGAGAUCCUGAGGCCCAUUGUCGUGCCAUUCAUCCGCCGCCAUCACCUCUUGUUUCAGCAUGAUAAUGCACGGCCCCAUGUCUCAAGGAUCUGUACACAAUUCUUGGAAGCUGAAAAUGUCCCAGUUCUUCCAUGGCCUGCAUACUCACCAGACAUGUCACCCAUUGAGCAUUUUUGGGAUGCUCUGGAUUGACGUGUACGACAGCGUGUUCCAGUUCCUGCCAAUAUCCAGCAACUUCGCACAGCCUUUGAAGAGGAGUUGGACAACAUUUCACAAUCCACAAUCAACAGCCUGAACAACUAUGCGAAGGAGAUGUGUCGCACUGCAUGAAGCAAAUGGUAGUCACACCAGAUACUUACUGGUUUUCUGAUCCACGUCCCUACCUUUUUUUUAAAGGUAUGUGACCAACAGAUGCAUAUCUGUAUUCCCAGUCAUGUGAAAUCCAUAGAUUAGGGCCUAAUUUAUUUAUUUCAAUUGACUGAUUUCCUUAUAUGAACUGUAAUUCAGUAAAAUAUUUUAAAUUGUUGCAUGUUGCGUUUAUAUUUUUGUUCAGUGUAGCUCUGUAGCAUUAGCAUUCAGCUGCUCGUCUGUCCAGUAAUGAUCUGUGCACUGAUGGCCUGUCAUCUCCAGUCAGGGGCAGAGGAAGUGGAGAAUGCCUCUCUGUUUCAUAAUAACUCACUGUUUAGUCAAUGCAUUGACAUUUACCCCUGUAUGAAGUCUCAAUCAGGGAUGGACUUUCACACAAGCUAACAGAUUACCCUGCGAGUCUGAGUCAGGCGUUUUUCAAUAGGUCGUCCUACCAAAAUGCCAUCCUUCGUCACACUAUACACUGAAUUGUACAAAAUAUUAGGAACACCUUCCGAAUAUUGAGUUGCACCCCCUUUUGCCCUCAUAACAGCCUCAAUUCGCCGGGACAUGGACUCUAAAAGGUGUCGAAAGCGUUCCACAGGGAUGGUGGCCGGUGUUGACUCCAAUGCUUCCCUCAGUUGUGUCAAGAUGGCUUGAUGUCCUUUGGGUGGUGGACCAUUCUUGAUGCACACAGGAAACUUUUGAGAGUGAAAAACCCAGCAGCGUUGCAGUUCUUGGCACACUCAAACCAGUGCACCUGGCACAUACUACCAUACCCCGUUCAAAGGCACUUAAAUAUUUUGUCUUGCCCAUUCACCCUCUGAAUGGCACACAUACACAAUCCAUGUCUCAAUUGUCUCAAGGCUUAGAAAUCCUUCUGUAACCUGUCUCCUCCCUUUCAUCUACACUGAUUGAAGUGGAUUUAACAGGUGACAUCAAUAAGGGAGCAUAGCUUUUACCUGGAUUCACCUGGUCAGUCUAUGUCAUGGAAAGAGCCGGUGUUCCUAAUGUUUUGUAUACUCAGUGUAGAAUGGAUACUAACCACAGGAGGUUGGUGGCACCUUAAUUGGGGAUGAUGGGCUCGUGGUAAUGGCUGAAGUGGAAUGGUAUUAAAUACAUUCCAUUUGCUUCGUUCCAGCCAUCAUAAUGAGCCGUCCUCCCCUCAGCAGCCUCCUGUGAUGCUAAGUACCCCCGUUUAGUAAGCAGGCAGCAUCACUGCCUUUUUUCGAGGCAAUUAUUGUUUUUCUCAUAAUAACAUAAACCAUCAAAAAGAAAUGUAUACAGACCUUUCUCUGUCAAGUGAACCUUUUGUGGAAAGGGUUCUACAUGGAACCCAAAAGGGUUCUACCCUGGAAUCAAGAUGUGUUCUUCAAAGGGUUCUCCUAUGGGGACAGAUGAAGAGCCCUUUUAGGUUCUAGAUAGCCCCUUUUUUUCUAAGAGUGUAGAUAGCACAGGAGGCUGCUGAGGGGAGGACGGCUCAUAAUAAUAGCCGGAACGGCGCUAAUGGAAUGGCAUGAAACACAUGGGAACCAUGUGUUUGAUUUAUUUGAUACCAUUCCAUGUGUUCCACUCCAGCCAUUACCACGAGCCUGUCCGCCCCAAUUAAGGUGCCACCAACCUCCUGUCAAGAGGGUUACUGUGUUGCAGGUGAGACAGUAGAUAGCGAGAGGGUUACUGUGUUCCAGGUGAGACAGGACAAAAAGGAGACCCUGGAGUUGAUGGCCAGACUGGAGCCAAGGGAGAAGCAGGGGAACCAGGACCCAAAGGUGAUUCACCUUACUCCUACUGACCCCAAACCUUAAGAUCAAUCUAAACCCCAGUAGGAAAUGUGACAUUAUUGGAACACCAGGUAGGUCCAGUAUUACUAACAUAGAACCAGUCCAGUAGUACUAACAUGGGAUAAAACUCAAGCAGUAGAGUUGUGGAGAACAUGGUGGAUAAGUUGACUGUUUACCAUGGCAAUUACCCAUGUAUCAACACUAACUUCAGUCAGCUCCCUGGUGGACAGGUAGGACCGUGGUAUUAGUGUGCUUUUUUAGUCUGAGAGAAAGAGGCUAGAUUAAUUAUUGACAGUGUCACAUGGGUCAGUUCUGCAGGUGGAGCUGGGUGAUUAAGUGUUAGGGACUCUGAAUAUUACCCCCUCUCUCCCCCUCUCUCACCCCAUCCGUCACAGAGGAAACGUGAGUCGUGUACUUGAUGUCCCACAGCCAGUCCAAAUAAAGUAUGUCUUGAUUCAUAUUUGAUUGGCUGAACUUGCUGUUAAUGCAUUUAAAAAUAGUGUAGGAUGGAUGGUUAAAACCGCUGCUGCUGCUGCCCAGGCAGAUACUAUUCUUUCUCUCCAUGAAAGGACGUUGAUAUUUUUACUUCAUUGUCCUCACUGUUAAUAGGCUGGUGAGCACAAGGCCGUAUUCUCUUACACCCUGGAAUAGGUAGGAGAUGGACUCAAACUCCCCUUUUUGGUUAACAGAGUCAUUGUUAUGAUGAGUUUCUCGGGUAUCAAAGAAUCAAGGAUGCAAGGAUAUACUUAGACACUUUGUAGACAGUUAAUGCAAAUGUUUAAUGAUCGGUACCGGGUUCGUUACAGCAAUGACCAGAGCUUUGCCCCUUGGUGUUACGAACUAACUUGAACAAAGAAGACACUCUACCUUAUCUACCCUUUAUUACCCUCUUCCUGGCAUACAUCUGGCAAGUCUCCAUGGGCACUCCCUGUCUUUGAUGUUCAUCACUCUUUACCCCAAGUCACUAUCCUACCCAUCACUUAUGCUAUCCUAAACAUCAGUAAUCUCCUUUGACAUAAUGGAAUGUAGACUUUCUGUCACCUAACCACUUAUCUAGUAACUCUAACCUAUUCCCCACGAUACUAUGACAUGACAUCAUUAUACCAUAAAAACAACAUAUCAGUCAUAAAUAUAAAUAUUCCCUCAUCAUGACUGGCUCAAAUGUUGUAACAUUUCCAGGCAUAGUUCCACAUUUCAGCCUUCUCAGUUUCUGUUCUUGUUGUCACAGUAAUAUACAGAAACAACAUAUGUAGGAUCUUCAUUUGAGCCAGUAUACUACAGAAGGAAAUUAAUCCUACAGCAACAGGAAAUGGGGUUGAUAAAUUUUUCUGAAAUUCUAAAGUGGAAAUUACAACCUUUAGAAGCCUUUUAAAACCUUGAAUACACUACAAGUUUGCAUUUCGUGCUGUGCAGGAAAAUUCUCAGCAACAAAAGAGUGAUCAAAUUAAGAUCCUACAUCUGUAUAUCACCAGAUCAUCAUUGUGAAUUCUGUCCAUUUUAGUUCCUCUGAAUUUAAAUUAAAAGUGCUGAGUUGAAUGCAUUCAGAACUGGAAAUAAAGCUAGUUUAGUUUACUUGCUUCACUCAUAUACAGUCUUUUUUUUUCUUCUUAUCACACAUACAGUACAGCUGUAGGAUCUUAAUUUGAGCCAGUUGGCUACAGCAGGAAAAUAAUCCUGCAGCAACAGGAAAUGUGAAUUAUUAUGUGGAUUAUAAUUAAUGGACAUUCUUUUAGGGGUUGAUACAUUAUUCGUUACGGCUGAAAUUUCAAGGUGGAAAUGACAAUGUAGAAGCCUUUUUUUAAACUCAAAUACACUACAAGUUUGCAUUUCCUGCUGUCAGGAAAAUCUGCAGCAAUAAAAGAGUGAUCAAAUUAAGAUCCUACAUCUGUAAUACAGUAGUGAUGUUAAAUGUUAGGUGUAAUAUUGUGUCAUGUGUAUGUAUGGGAUUCUCUUCAGUGGAUAUUGUGUGCAGUGUGUGUGCGUGUGUAUACAUUUACAUUUACGUCAUUUAGCAGACGCUCUUAUCCAGAGCGACUUACAGUUAGUGCAUACAUUAUUUUUUUUCAUACCCCCUGUGGGAAACGAACCCACAACCCUGGCGUUGCAAACGCCAUGCUCUAUCAACUGAGCUACAUCCCUGCCAGCCAUUCCCUCCCCUACCCUGGACGACGCUGGGCCAAUUGCGCGCCGCCCCAUGGGUCUAUAUAUACAGUAUCUCUGAUUAUGUGUGUCAUACGUACAGGCGGUGCAGCUAUUAACUGUUCAGGAACCCCUGGGCUGCCAGGACUACAGAUACCAAAGGUGGAUAAGGGACACAUUGGUGAGUCUGCAUGGGCUUAACACUACACUCAUUUGUAGACCGUUUACUUUCUAAUACUCCAUACUUCACCUGCAUAUUUGAAGGGCUCACCUGUAAACUACCAAUUUUUUUGUACUAAACAAUUAACUGAACCUGGCCUCUAUUAUUUUCUGUUGCUGCCAUCUCUAACCUUUACCUUCCAACCUCUUCACAGGUUUACCAGGGAUACCAGGCCAGAAUGGGAUCAAAGGGGACACUGGUAAAUAACUGUUGGUGUUUGACUGUUUCACGCAGCCAAGCAUGAUUGUGCCUGUACAUGUUAGUGCAGGGCUCUCUAACCCUGUUCCCGGAGAGCUACCAUCCUGUAGGUUUUCAUUCCAACCCUAAUCUAACGUACCUGAUUCUAAUAGUUUGCUGGUUUAUAAGAUUAAUCAGGUUAGUUACAACAUGGGUUGAAGUGAAAACCUACAGGUGGGUAGCUCUCCAGGAACAGGGUUGGAGAGCCCUGUGUUAAUUGUGUGACUCUGUGAAUUUGUGCAGAUUUUUGCAUUUGCAUGUACUGUACACUAUAGCCUCCACAUUGUAGAGUGAGUGUGACAUAGUGUGCUGUGAAUCUGUUAGGAGCCCAGGGGAGUGAUGGUGUACAGGGGGCCCCUGGUUUGAAGGGUUACACAGGGCCGACAGGACAACCUGGACCCAUAGGACCUGAAGGUGAAUUUCACCCUGUCUCUGAGCUAUAGGACCCUCAUCGUCAUGUCCUUCAAACUGAUUACAGGAAUUACAAUUUUAUAUAUUAUCCUGCCGUAAAGUGUUAUUUUAAUCAUAUGAAGUGUCCUGUAUGACUUUUUGGAUAAUUCUGUGGUUCUUGUUCUUCUUCCGUAGGAAUGGAACAAGAGGACUUGUUGGUGUGUGUUUGUGUGUGGUUUUACUAUCCUUGUGGGGACCAGAAGUCCUCACAAGGAUAGUAAAACAAGGAAGAUUCGGACGUGGGGACAUUUCGCCGGUCCCCACAAGGAAAAAGGCUAUUUUAGGCUUAGGGGUUAGGUUUGAGGUUACAAUUAGGGUUAGGGAGAGAAUAAGGGUUAGGGUUAGGGAAAAUAGGAUUUUGAUUGGGAAUCAAUUGUUUGGUGCCCACAAGGAUAGUAAAACAAACGUGUGUGUUUAAUUUCAACCUCUUCAUGUCCUAGGAUUUCCAUGGUUGCCGGGAAGUCAUGGACUACUAGGUCCACGUGGAGAGAAGGGUGAAAGAGCAGCUGGACCAGGUGAGUGUGUGGAGCUGUGAAGUCACACAGACACACACACUCACUCAGCACUACACCUCACGCUAAUGCCAGGUUUCGCACAAUAUCCGGCCUAGACUCUCUCGUCUCUAAGACAUACUGUAUAUGUAAAUAUGAUAUGUAUUCAUUUACCUGAACAUUUAAGUGAAUAUUCAUUGGUCUAUGGGUCUAUAGAGAUCCUGUCUUGGUUGAGUUUUCUUUUGUUUCACACAUAUUAAUACAUUUCUCAUUGUUCAUUGUUGAAUCUCAUGGACUUGGCUUGUGGAUUGUGUUGUCAUCCUUUUAGGAAUCGGUAGGAUCUGGUUUGAUGACCUGCAAUGCACAGGCAGAGAGGCCAGUGUGUUUGACUGCCCUCACAACGGCAUGGGCAUCAACAACUGUCAACACAACGAGGACACUGGGGUGCAGUGUGUGUGA